Nestor notabilis (Kea) is the source of this 1910-nucleotide messenger RNA. RefSeq names its product glycogen debranching enzyme-like. The record is from RefSeq and is a predicted model, not a curated record. NCBI's taxonomy places the organism in Eukaryota, Metazoa, Chordata, Aves, Psittaciformes, Psittacidae. Gene Ontology annotation, biological process: glycogen catabolic process. The transcript is spliced from 14 exons. The annotation marks the transcript as partial. Gene Ontology annotation, molecular function: 4-alpha-glucanotransferase activity; amylo-alpha-1,6-glucosidase activity.
GCUUUGAGCUACAGUUCCGGCUGGGCCCCACUCUUCAAGGCAAGCCCGUGACUGUGUACACGAAUUAUCCAGCUUCUGGAGAAGUGUUUGAUCGCCACAAAUUCAGGACACUAUCGUGGCACAAUCCCACGGGAAAAGAAGAUGACUCUGACAAAUACUGCAAGCUGGAUCUCCAAAUUUCGGGGUCAUACCAGUACUAUUUCAGUCUUGGAAAUGAAAAAAGUGGUGGAGGUUACAUAGUUGUGGAUCCUAUUCUGCGUGUUGGAGCCGAUAAUCAUGUGUUACCUUUGGACUGUGUUACCCUCCAGACGUUCCUCGCCAAGUGUCUGGGACCAUUUCAUGAAUGGGAGGAUAGGCUUAAAGUUGCAAAAGAAACAGGUUACAACAUGAUUCAUUUUACGCCACUGCAGAAGCUUGGACUGUCUAGAUCCUGUUAUUCACUGGCUGAUCAAUUAGAAGUAAAUCCUGAAUUUUCAAGGCCUAAUAAACAGUGCACUUGGAGUGAUAUAGGAGCUCUUGUGGAAAAGCUGAAAAGUGAAUGGAAUAUGCUUUGUGUCACAGAUGUAGUCUACAAUCAUACUGCCACUAACAGUGAAUGGCUCAGGAUGCAUCCGGAAUGUGGCUAUAACCUUGUAAAUUCUCCUCACCUGAAGCCAGCUUGGGUCUUGGAUAGAGCUCUGUGGCACUUGACCUGUAUGGUGGCUGAUGGAAAGUGUACUGCUAAAGGGGUUCCUCCCUUGAUUGAAAAUGAUCAUCACCUGAAUUGCAUCCGUAAAAUAAUAUGGGAAGAUGUGUAUCCAAAAAUUAAACUGUGGGAGUUUUUCCAAGUGGAUGUUGACAAAGCUGUGCAGCAAUUUAAAGCCCUUCUAACUCAAGAAAGCAAAAUGGGCACUAAAUCUGAUCCAAAUCAACAUCUUCAGAUAGUUCAGGACCCUGAUUAUAGGCGGUUUGGCUGUACUGUAGAUAUGAAUAUAGCCUUGGCAACGUUCAUACCACACAGCAAUGGACCAACUGCAAUAGAAGAGUGCUGUAACUGGUUUCGCAAGAGGCUUGAGGAACUGAAUGCUGAACAACACAGACAAACUCAUCACCAUCAAGAGCAGGCUGUCAAUUGUCUUGUGGGCACUGUGGUUUACGAACGACUGGCUGGUGGGGGUCCUAAGCUGGGUCCUAUCACUAGAAAAUAUCCGUUAGUUACCAGGUAUUUCACUUAUCCAUAUAAAGACCUUACUGUGGAGGAAGAAGAAACCAUGAUACAUCAACCGGAUAAAGCUUGCUAUUUCAUGGCACAUAAUGGCUGGGUUAUGGGAGAUGAUCCUCUUAGAAACUUUGCAGAACCAGGUUCAAAUGUUUACUUGAGAAGAGAGCUCAUUUGCUGGGGAGACAGUGUGAAGCUGCGUUACGGUAACAAACCUGAAGACUGCCCAUACCUGUGGGCUCACAUGAAAAAAUACACUGAAAUCACUGCCAAGUAUUUCCAUGGUGUUCGUCUUGACAACUGUCACUCAACCCCCAUUCAUGUAGCUGAGUACAUGCUGGACACAGCUAGGAAAUUGCGAGCCAAUUUGUAUGUAGUGGCUGAGCUGUUCACAGGAAAUGAGGAGCUGGACAAUAUCUUUGUGAAUAGGCUGGGCAUUACCUCCUUAAUAAGAGAGGCAAUGACUGCUUAUAACAGCCAUGAAGAAGGAAGGUUGGUUUAUCGGUUUGGAGGUGAACCCGUUGGCUCUUUUGUUCAGCCACAUUUGAGGCCUUUGAUGCCAGCUAUUGCUCAUGCACUCUUUAUGGAUAUUACCCAUGAUAAUGAAUGUCCAAUUCAGCACCGAUCCGCUUAUGAAAGCGCAAUGAUUGUUUCCAUGGCAUGCUGUGCUACAGGAAGCACCAAAGGCUAUGAUGAGCUAGUACCACACCAG